Molecule: messenger RNA, 702 nt
Organism: Engraulis encrasicolus (European anchovy)
Lineage: Eukaryota; Metazoa; Chordata; Actinopteri; Clupeiformes; Engraulidae
Product: phospholipase A2-like
Exons: 4
Coding region: 17-469 (150 amino acids)
Biological process (GO): arachidonate secretion; positive regulation of fibroblast proliferation; lipid catabolic process
Molecular function (GO): signaling receptor binding; calcium ion binding; phospholipid binding
Source: RefSeq, a predicted model, not a curated record
GCAGCUCUCUGGCACGAUGGAUGUCUCCAGCCUCAUUUUGCUGAUCCUUUCAGUCUGCGGAGCGCAGGCAGCCAUUGUGCCCCGGGCACUGUGGCAGUUUGGGGAGAUGAUCCAGUGUGCCCAGCCCCAGGUCAACCCCUUCAUCUACAACGAGUACGGCUGCUGGUGUGGCCUCGGGGGAUCCGGGCAGCCCAAAGAUGACAUAGACCUGUGUUGUCAGGUUCAUGAUCGUUGUUAUGAGGCCAGUAGAAAGCUGCCCGCAUGCAGACCCAUCAUUGACGUGCCCUACAUCAAGGUGUAUGAAUUUACCUGCUCCAACCAAGAGGUCACCUGCCCAGCCUCCAAUGACGAGUGCCAGGCUGCGGUGUGCCAGUGUGAUCGUGUUGCAGCCCACUGCUUCGCAAGCCACUCUGCCGGCUACAACUCCGACUACAAGAACCUGGAUACCAAACUCCACUGUGUCAACUGAGCUAUUCACUUACAGACAAGAAGAAAAGUUCACUGGAACAGCUCAGACAUGAAGACUUUAUUAAGUUAUGUGCCAAGGACUAGCAUUUCAACGGGUUGCCACAUCGUCGUCUGAGUCUCUAGUGACCAAAUAUUGUGCAUCUUGAAAUACCUUGAUGCUAUUUAUUCACAAAUAUUUUGAGAUAUGAUUACAAGACCUAAACGGAAUAAUAAAAAUGGAUGUGAUUAUUUGAA